AUGGCCGCCAAAUCCGCCUCCCGCUCGCGGCCUGCGGUCCCUUCAGCCCAGAAACUUACCAAGGCAAACACAAGCAGGUCCUCUAGAUCCAGAGAAUGGUCCGCAACACGUAGAGCCGCCGAAGAGUCGCUCUCCAUACAGGUACAAUACACGCUAAAUGGCCUCAUAGCACUGCUCGUCAUGCACACCCUCUCCUCCCCGUCCUCCUUGUCUCUCGCCCAUCUCUCCUCCCACUUGCACCUGCCUCACUCGCUUCAUUCCAUCAUCCCAUCCUGGCUCAGGUUGCCAUCGCUAGCGCCCUUCGCCUCCGACCUCCCCAACGCGUCCGACAAGGGCGGUCACCAAGUGUGGUCCAAUCUCGCUUCCAAUCUGGUCGGCGAAGCUAGUCUCGGUCCUUUUCGCAGCGAUGCACGUGGGUUUGGCCACCCACUCACGGCUCUACACAACUUUACACGCGCCUGCCUGGGACUCUCGUAUGGCGUACCCGACCCCUCGAUUUCGCCCAUCGCCGCUCUCAAGCACCAUGCUCACCGUGUCGCUGGCGACCACGCUGUGCAUGCAUCCGCUCCCUGGGCGCUCCUUACUGGUGUCCCCGGCUACUUGUACGAACGAGGUCUCAACGAUGCGCUCUUUGUCGGCACUCUCGUUCUGCUCUUUACGCUGGGUCGCGCGCUUCUUAUGAAGUUUCUGCUCUUGCCUUUGGGCGAAGCUGCUGUGCCGCAUCCCAAAAAGCCACGCAAAUCGGAGCGUCAGUCGCCCGAAGCAAUCAACGAGCGCGCCAAAGCCCUUCGCACCCGUGAGAAGGAGGUCCUUCGAUUUGCGGAGCAAGGCUUCAGCCUCAUCUAUUACACCUGCUCGUGGAGCCUGGGUCUUUACAUUGCCUCUCGCGAAUCCUACUGGCCGCUCAACACGGUCGAGUACUGGACCAACUACCCGCAGUCUCAGCUGGAACCGCUCUUCAAGUUUUACUACCUUGCCUCGUGCGCCUUUUACAUCCAGCAGCUCUUUGUGCUGCAUGUCGAAGCACGUCGCUCGGACCACUGGCAGAUGUUUUCGCACCACGUCAUCACCAUCGCGCUCAUCGCCGGCUCGUACGUCUACAGCUACCACCGCGUGGGCAAUGCCAUCCUCUGCCUUAUGGACCCGAGCGACAUCGCGCUCAACGUGGCAAAGAUGCUCAAGUACGCUGGCUGGCAGACGACGUGCGAUCUCGCGUUCGGUCUAUUCAUGGUCUCGUGGCUCGUCACGCGCCACAUCCUCUACAUGCGCGUGGUGUGGAGCUGCAUCUACGAUGCGCGCAAAGUCAUGACCUUCCGACCUUCCGACCGUGCGAUUGGCAACUACUUUACGCACACCUCCUACUUAACGCUGAUCGUCCUGCUUUGCGCUUUGCAGAUCAUCCUGCUCAUGUGGUUCUACAUGAUCUGCAGGGUGGCGUAUCGCGUGGUCACGAAGGCGGGCGCGGUCGACUCGAGAAGUGACGCAGAGAGCAGCUAUGAGGAUGACGAUCUGCAGAGCGUCGAAGCUGCUCAACAGGCUGCUACGGACAAUACAAACACAACAGCGAUAGAGCCGAAAGCGACGACGGUAGCCAAUGGGUCAGCCAAGAAGAGAUCGAAGCGCAAGUAG
Sporisorium graminicola is the source of this 1629-nucleotide messenger RNA. RefSeq lists its product as uncharacterized. Gene Ontology annotation, cellular component: membrane. The record is from RefSeq and is a predicted model, not a curated record. Gene Ontology annotation, molecular function: sphingosine N-acyltransferase activity. Lineage: Eukaryota; Fungi; Basidiomycota; Ustilaginomycetes; Ustilaginales; Ustilaginaceae. The transcript has a single exon. Bases 1 to 1629 code for a protein of 542 amino acids. Gene Ontology annotation, biological process: ceramide biosynthetic process.